Molecule: messenger RNA, 1767 nt
Organism: Malus domestica (apple)
Lineage: Eukaryota; Viridiplantae; Streptophyta; Magnoliopsida; Rosales; Rosaceae
Product: beta-glucosidase 12-like
Biological process (GO): carbohydrate metabolic process
Molecular function (GO): beta-glucosidase activity
Source: RefSeq, a predicted model, not a curated record
UUCCAGGCAGAGACAACUUAAUUAUCUCGAUCGAUAUCAAAAUUCCCAAGUUAUGGCAAUGAAAUAUUCAAGAUCUUUGCUCUUUGGUGUGCUGCUACUCAUUGGCUUUGCAUUGACAAAUAGCAAAGCUGCUAAUACGGAUCCACCUGUGCAUUGCGAAUUUCUCAAUCGCAACAGUUUUGAACCAGGGUUCAUAUUUGGCACAGGUUCUGCAUCUUACCAGUAUGAAGGUGCAGUAAAAGAAGAUGGAAGAGGACCAAGCAUAUGGGACACCUACACCCACAAACAUCCAGAAAAAAUCGCUGAUGGCAGUAACGGAGAUGUUGCUAUUGAUCAAUAUCACCGCUAUAAGGAAGAUGUGGGGAUUAUGAAGGAUAUGGAGUUGGAUGCGUACCGAUUCUCUAUUUCAUGGUCCAGAUUAUUACCAAAUGGAACGUUAAGUGGUGGCGUUAACAGAAAAGGAAUUGAUUAUUACAACAAUCUCAUCGAUGAACUCCUAGGCAAUGGAUUAAAGCCAUUUGUGACACUCUUUCAUGGGGAUGUUCCCCAAGCUUUAGAAGAUGAAUAUGGUGGUUUCUUAAGCCCUCGUAUUGUCGAUCAUUUUAAAGACUAUGUGGAACUUUGUUAUAAGGAAUUUGGUGAUCGAGUCAAGCACUGGUUCACGGAAAAUGAGCCAUAUACUUUUAGUUACAUGGGUUAUGCUGUUGGUACUGAAGUACCGGGACGCUGCUCUUCUUGGCAAAACCUAAACUGCACCGGUGGAGAUUCAGCCAUUGAACCAUACUUGGUGGCACACCACCUUCUUCUUGCUCAUGGAGCAGCUGUAGAAUUGUACAAGAACAGAUAUCAGGCAACUCAAAAAGGCUUGAUAGGGAUAACAUUGGUGUCAGACUGGUUUGAGCCUGCUUCGGAUUCAAAGCAAGAUAAAGAUGCUGCCUUACGAUCUUUGGAUUUUAUGUUUGGAUGGUUUUUGGACCCAUUAACAAGUGGUGACUAUCCACACACCAUGCGAUCAAUUGUUGGGAAAAGAUUGCCCAAAUUCACAAAAGAACAAUCCAAGUUGCUAAACGGAUCAUUUGAUUUUCUUGGAAUAAAUUAUUAUACUGCUAGAUACACAAGUAGUGCAACCAAGAACAAUUCACUACCGGCAAGCUACGUAACAGAUUCUCGAGCUGAUCUUACAACUGAGCUUAAUGGAGUACUCAUUGGUCCACAGGCUGCUUCAGAUUGGUUAUAUGUAUAUCCAAAAGGAAUUCACGAUCUUGUGCUUUACACAAAGGAAAAAUAUAAUGAUCCACUCAUUUAUAUUACUGAGAAUGGUGUAUCAGAGUUGAAUAAUCCAGAACUAUCACUUGAAGAGGCCCUUCAUGAUACCAGUAGAAUUGACUACUACUAUCAUCACCUGUGUUACCUUCAAGCGGCGAUCAAAAAUGGGGCGAAAGUGAAGGGAUACUUUGCAUGGACAUUGUUAGACAACUUUGAAUGGACUUCUGGAUACACUGUCCGAUUUGGUUUAAACUACGUGGAUUAUAAAGAUGGGCUGAAAAGAUACCAAAAACUCUCAGCACACUGGUUCAAAAAUUUGCUUAAGAAGAAUAAAUUCAAAGAAAGCUACAGUUCAUUAUAAACAUUUAAGUGGAUAACUUUUUUUUAUGUAUUUACAUUUCAAUUCCUUAUGCAUUUGUAUUUCCUUGCAAUAAUGUAAACAUUAUUUGAGAUUCAAUAAUUCAAUAAAAAGCUGUAAGUGUUGUGAAUGCUACAAUAAAA